Messenger RNA from Cheilinus undulatus (humphead wrasse), 10121 nucleotides. It is a transcript of the gene mxra5a, whose product is annotated as matrix-remodelling associated 5a. Bases 547 to 7800 code for a protein of 2417 amino acids. The record is from RefSeq and is a predicted model, not a curated record. The transcript is spliced from 9 exons. Lineage: Eukaryota; Metazoa; Chordata; Actinopteri; Labriformes; Labridae. Gene Ontology annotation, molecular function: protein binding. Gene Ontology annotation, cellular component: extracellular region.
AAAGUGUAAACUUCAGUGGUUAAUCUGCCUCCUCAUGGCUCCACUAUGACUCAUUCAUGGUUCCCAGCAACAUGAGCCGAGCUUUCUCACACUCAGCAGCUUUAGUCAGGACCCCCGCUCCUCCUGACUCCUCCUGACUCCUUCCUGCUGCGUCUCUGCUGGUGCUGCACGAACCAAACUUCUCUCAUUUGUGCCUGGAGAUCCACACAGAGCACUGGGGUUCACUCUGAAGACUUUCAACUUCUUCAGCCAAGGAUUUAACUUUAAAACUUGUUGCUUUUUCAUUCGAGUUUUUACCGGAGCUUUGCUCCUUUCCUCUAAAAGUUUCCAUUUUGGCUCUGUUUUACGCGUUUUUUCCCCCCCGAUGCUGAAAUGGAAUAUUUGGGGUUCUCCAGGGAGAUGUUGUCACCAUUUUGAGCUCUUAAUGGACGCUUUUACGGUGGCCUUGGAGGACAACUGCACAAAUAUUUCAUGUUCGCAAAAAAGUAAUUCUGCAUAAGUUUUUGCACACACAGCUCCAGUGAUCACCCCUUCUCGUGGAUAAAGAUGGACAUCCCUGCUGCGUGGAUCCUCUUGCUCCUAGUGAUGUUGCCCCCGGUUGUGCCUGCCCCCUGCCCCCGCUCCUGCUCUUGCCCCCAGCCCACCGAGCUCCACUGCACCUUCCGCUCCCUCCUCUCCAUCCCAGCUGCUGUUUCCAGACACGUGGAGCGCAUAAACCUGGGGUUCAACAGCAUCAAUAAAAUCACAGAAACGUCUCUGUCCGGUCUAAGGAAGCUUGAGCUGCUGAUGCUUCACGGCAACGACAUCCACAGUGUACCUGAUGGUGCGUUCAGGGACCUCACUUCACUGCAGAUGUUGAAGAUGAGCUACAACAAGCUGACAGAGAUCAACAGACACACCCUUCAGGGUCUGUGGUCCUUGGCGAGGCUCCACCUGGACCACAACCAUCUGGAGUUCAUCCACCCAGACUCCUUCCAGGGCCUAACCUCACUGCGUCUGCUGCAGCUGGAAGGUAAUCGCCUCCGGCAGCUUCACCCCGCCACCUUUUCCACCUUCACUCUGAUGGGACACUUCCACGUCUCCACGCUGAGACACCUGUACCUGUCUGACAACGGGCUGAUGGCCCUGCCCGCCAAGCUGCUGGACACCAUGCCUCAGCUGGAGAACCUGUACAUCCAUGGGAACCCGUGGACCUGUGACUGCAACAUGAGGUGGUUCCAGGACUGGGUUAAGACCUCACCAGGUGUACUGAAGUGUAAAAAGGACAGAGCCCUCCCCGGUGGUCAGCUGUGCCCGAUGUGCUCGUCCCCCAGACACCUCCAGAGAAAAGAGCUCCACACGGUUGAAAGCUUGGUCUGCAGCAGCCCUGUCAUCAGCUCCCCUCACCGGACAUCCCCCCUAGACGAGGCCGACAUAGAGGCCAAAACCACUGAGGACUUCAUGGAAUCUUUUGGAAAUAUCUCCAUGGGUUUGUCGGACGAACAUGGGAAUGAAGUGGAUCUGGAGUGUAGCGUUGGCAAGCCCAGGGAGCUCACAAAGAUCAGCUGGGAGCAGGUCGACCAGCGCUAUCUGUCCACGAACAUGAGUUUUUCCGUGGAUAUUGAGUGCUCCGUGGAUAGAGAAAGAUACGAGAGACUGUGGAGGCUGAUUGCUUACUACAGCAGCGUUCCUGCUCACUUAAAAAGAGGGAUUAUGCUCACAAAGGAGCCUCAUCCUACGUACGUGUACCGGCAGGACUCAGAGAAGGAUGCUCAGUACUACACGGGCGUUAGAGUCAACAUGAUGGCCCAGCCUGAGUGGCUGAUGCAGAAAUCUGCAGACCUUCAGUUAAACAGACUUCAGUCAUCAGCCAAGGUGGUAAAACUGAUCCUGAGCAGUGAUUUUUCAGAGACAGUAGAAGCAGAGCUGGUGCAGAGACAAAGGAGGACAUGGGUCAUGAUCGAGUCGACGAACACGACUCGUAAAGUGUUGAGUGCUAUCCUGGGAAGGCCAAGUCAAAUGGACUGUAACGUGCAGAGCUCUGGACAAGCGGUUAUUCAGUGGAUGCUCCCAGAUGGCUCCAAGGUGGAAGCCCCGUACAACAGUGCAGACAACAGGCUGUCUGUGUCCGACGAAGGGCAGCUGGUUAUUAAAGCUGUCAGCCACACGGAUGCCGGAAUUUACCACUGCAUCGCCAAGGUUCACGGAGAUGUCGCCGCCUUGCCUUUCCAUCUAACAGUGCAGGAUUCCUCGAACUCACCCCAAGGAGACGAAGCCUCAAUUACAACCGUCGAAGGAUCUGCAGGGAGCCCCAUUUCCCUGCCUUGCACGGCAUCUGGAUCCCCUGACGCUGAAAUUAACUGGAUUCUCCCUAGCAGCAACAUCGUCAGUUUCAGAGCAAAUUCGUCUAGAGCUAUAGUCUAUUCAAACGGCAGUCUUUAUAUCCCACAAAGUCAGAUAUCAGACAACGGAUUUUACAAAUGCAUCGCCAUAAAUCAACAUGGAGUGGAUACGCUGGCUUCAAAGGUCACUGUCGUGGGAAGAAAAGGGUUCGUACGACCUUUGAGGAAGUUUCCAGUAAGACCGCAGUCUGCCUCAGGGGUCAGCACUCAGAUUAAAGUCCCCACAGAGGACAUGGAGGAGGCUUCAGGGGAUGGUGAUGAGGCUCAAGCGGAGGCUCCAAAGAGCCCUUUGGAUGCUGUUAGAAGGAGGAUCCCUGGAGGCCGAAGGGUGGUGCAUCCAUCGAGGAAUCGAGGAAGACCGCCACUUCGAAAACCUGCAGGAUCACGUGAAGACGACAAGAAGAAUAUAAUCGACCGGAGGAAAAUUGACAUGUCGAAGAGUAAAAUCGACCCAGAGAAAUGGAAGGAUAUUUUGGCGAAGAUAAGGGAGAGGAAUAGUCAGAAUGUCGUGACACAAAUCCCAGAGAGGAAGCCGACGACUCCAACUCCAGCGCAAGAUAUUUUUGAGGGAUCUUCCGAUGGCGAGAGCUUCACAACACUGCAAAUUCCUGUUCAGAUAACCCAAAGUAGAGCUAAUAAAGACUUCACAGAAAGUCAAAACUCACAUGAGACAUCUAAGAGCGACACUGCUCAUACGACACAUGAUAGGGAAAAAAACAGUGGUAGCAGAAUUCAAGCUACAGCAGGGCCAUACACAACACAGACUACAUUUAAUGUACAACAUACAACCCAGGAUACAAACUUGGAUAUGCACACAGCUUCAAGAAGUGUGUUUUUCCUCCCACAGACCACAUCUGUUCCCCUGCAUGCUGUCACUCUCUGGCAGGCGAACACAAACAUUGCAAGCCGUACAAAUUCUCUACAAGAGAACCAGAGCUCAGAUACAGAUGUGGACGAAGACACAACAGCUGAUCAGUCCAAGGCUACGUCUGAGGAGAGCGGGGAUGAAGUGAAAGUCGUCGCCAGCGAGAGUAAUGACAGCUCUUUAAGUGAAAGUGAAGUCAUCUCUUCGGUCAACCCGAAUGAAUCAAAGCCAAGCCAAGGGGAAAAUGCAUCAGCAUCAAAACCCCAACCAAAAGAUUCAUCAUAUGAUGAUUUGAAAGCAUUGCUCACGACAGCAUCUCCAACAACGACGCUUUCACCUCCAAAUACGAGAAGGAGGGGGUCGAAAGAACAGGGGAACUCCAGGAGAAGGAACGGAGGGCGUCGGAGAAGGCCAAACAGAAGGAAACAAAAGCUGAAUGAACCCGUCCAGUCUCAUGCCACUACACCAGCAACAGCCACAACUAUUCCCUUCACACGGCUUAAAAUAGAACCUAUGGAAGACGCCAAUUUCAAUUCUGCUGAUCCAAGUCAAGCAAGGACAUCAGGCAGAAUGAGUCACAAAGAAAGCACAGUCCCAGGGCAUGACGACAAGCUCUCUUCACGACCAUCCUCUCCCCCUAAAACAAAAAACAGUCUGCAAACCGAAGCCAAACCACUCUUCAAAAGCACGUCAGCAGCACCAUCUUUUCCAGUAUCCACUCCAGGAGUGGGUCACGGAAAGACGAGUUCUCAAACAGCCUUGGGAAUUUCAGAGGAUGUUGAGAUGCUCCCGUCAACCACUCAGCAGACGUUUACGAGCAGUGCUCUUCCACCUGUUAAAUCGGCAGAGGAGGAACAAAAGGGAGGUGUAACUGGAGAUGCUAGACCUGCACCGACCUCGGAUAAUCCCUUCAAGGAUUUGUCCGCUGUAACUGAAGUGAAAACAGAUGUCGAGCAGAAUCAAUCAGAGUAUGAUUUCGCAGAUAAAGAGACUGGAAAUCAGCCUCAAGCUGCCUCCGCUGAUUUCCCGAUUGAGCAUGAAAUCAAGACAACCUUUGGGUAUGCGACGAGUGGAACUAUUACAACACCAAGCUUGGUUUUUGUGGGUGAUUUGGACUCAGAACAGGUAACCACAAGGAAACCCACAGUAGCCGAGAGCACUCACUGGACUUCUACUCAAAAUGAAAGAACAACCAGUGAGUCAAAGGUGUAUUCUAUGUUCAGUGAAACUACUACCUCUGCUACAACACCGCCCACAAGAGCCAAAACAGACCUUUCACUAAGCUCCAAACCCCUGGAGGCGCCACAAAUCAAUGACAUUGAAGAAAACCACAGUGAAGUCCAACAAAACCGACCUAUAACUACAUCAGAACCCGAGACUACAUCUGCCAUCCAUCCUCAGACCCAUCCAGCAACCCAUCUGUCAAUUCAAGCAAAGCCAACCUCCCCUGCUAUCAAUGAGCCAACAACCAAGCAGACAUCCCCAGCCCCAACCACUUCUGCUCUCCAAACUGAUGCAUUCACCCAGAGACUAACGAGCGCCCAGGCUGUGACUAGGAAGCACCAGGUACCGGCGCAAGGAUCCAUUCCAAGAGGGAAGCCAAGGAUAACAAAGAGUAAUUUCCAGACUUUCACUGUGAAAGCAGAAGCAGAUGCUCAGCUUCCCUGUGAGGCAGAGGGCGAGCCAAUGCCCUUCCUGUCGUGGACGAAGGUUUCCAGUGGGGCAAGUAUCGCUAAGAACACCAGGAUCCAGAGGUUUGAGGUCCACCAAAAUGGCACGUUAAUCAUCAGGAACCUCCAGCCCCAGGAUGGGGGUCAGUACUUGUGCACAGUCCAGAACCAGUACGGCACAGACAACAUGGUCGUCAACCUCGUAAUCCUGUCCCAGCACCCUCGUGUCCUCCUACCUCGACACAGAGAUGUCACUGUGCAUCUGGGUGGAAAGCUUGAACUGGAGUGUAAAGUAGAGGGUCACCCUAUGCCUAAAAUUACGUGGGUGCUUCCUAACCAAGUCCACAUGCCUGCUGCUCCUGUCAGCUUUACCUCUCAGCAGAGAGUUGCCGUACUGAGUAAUGGGACCCUCAAGAUCAGCCAGGCCACCUUCGCUGACAGAGGGAUUUAUAAGUGCAUCGGCAGCAGUGCGGCUGGUGCUGACACCGUCUCAGUCAGGCUUUAUGUGUCAGCGUUACCGCCGGUGAUUCAGCAACCACACCAUGAGAACCUAACCGUCCAAGAGGGCAGCACUGCUGUCAUCCACUGCACCGCCACGGGUUCCCCUCAGCCCGUCAUCCGUUGGCUCACACCUGACGGACUUCAGCUUGUUUCCUCUCAGUCUGUCACUGGGCGAAACCUCAUUGUCUUCCCCAACGGGACCCUCAGUAUCAGGGGAGUGGGUUCAGGGAACACUGGAAGAUUUGAGUGCUCAGCGAGUAACACAGUGGCUUCCACCAAGAGAACAGUGAACCUGAGCAUACGGAGGAAUCCCAUCUCUGCAAAGGCAACCAUCACAUCAUCAUCCCCGCAGAAAACUGAUGUUAGUUAUGGAGGGACACUGCUGCUCGACUGUGUGGCCACAGGAGAGCCAGAGCCUCGGAUCAUGUGGAGGACGCCUUCGAAGAAGCUGGUGGAUGCUCAGUUCAGUUUUGACCCCAGGAUCAAGGUGUUCCCUAACGGCACCAUAACGGUUCACUCCGCAAUGGACACCGACAGCGGUGACUACCUCUGUGUGGCUCGGAACAAGAUGGGCGACGACUACAUUCAGUUGAAGGUCAACGUCUUGACCAGGCCGGCAAAGAUCAAGCAGAAGCAGCAGCAGUCCAGUCAGGAGGUGGUGUACGGUGGAGACCUGAAGGUGGACUGUGUGGCCUCCGGUUUACCCAAUCCUGAGAUCAGCUGGGCGCUACCGGAUGGCACCAUGGUCAACCCAGUCAAACAAAGGGAUGGUGGUGGAGGGCGCAGUCGAAGGUAUGUGGUGUUUGACAAUGGAACGUUGUACUUCAACGAUGUCGGCAUACCUGAAGAAGGUGACUACACCUGCUACGCCGAGAACCAACUGGGUAAAGACGAGAUGAAGGUUCGAGUCAAGGUCAAAGUUGUCUCUUCCAGGCCACAAAUCCAGGACAAAGAUCAAAAGACCAUCAAGGUUUUCUACGGGGAAACAGUCACUGUGAGAUGUAACGCCAAAGGAGAACCGCUGCCAACCAUCACAUGGAUAUCACCAAUGAACAAAGUCAUCUCCCCAGCCCUAGAUAAAUACCAGAUCCUGGAUGAUGGGACGUUGGUGGUUCAGAAGGUCCAGCGUUUCGAUGGCGGUAACUACACCUGUAUGGCUAAGAACACUGCAGGGCAAGACCACAAAGUUGCCAGACUGGAGGUUCUGGUACAAUCUCCAGUGAUCAAUGGCUUACGAGGAGACACGAACAGCAUUAAAGUGGCUGCUGUCCAGGAUCACAGGAAGUUCAUUGAUUGUGUUGCACUGGGGAAACCAAGUCCUCGAAUCAUGUGGGUCCUGCCUGGAAAUGUGAUCCUUCCAGCUCCCUACAAGAGCAACAGAAUGACGGUGCAUCAAAACGGCACUUUGGAAAUCCACUCACCAAAAAGGACUGAUUCAGGACAGCUGGCUUGCAUUGCUCGGAAUGAAGGAGGGGAGGUUCGGCUGGCAGUUAACUUGGAUGUAAAGGAGCUUGUCGAGAGACCACAAAUUAGAGGGUCCAGAACAGAUAGCUUUUCAUUGACUGUUGGGAACGCCAUGACUUUGAACUGCUCCUUCGAGGGUUCAACUCAACCUCAAGUCACUUGGAUCUUACCAAACGGCACACCUCUACAAAGUGGAGCUCGCUUCUCGAAGUUCUUCCACCAUCCCAGUGGGUCUUUGAUCAUCAGUAACCCAUCUAUUGCUGAAGCGGGGAUGUAUCGAUGUUUAGGGCGUAACCUCCGAGGGCUUGCAGAGCGAGUCAUCACAUUGACUCCUGGGAGAAAGCCAGAGAUCAUCAACAGAUACUCCUCUCCGGUUAGUGUUGUUAACGGACAAACACUUCUGCUUCAUUGCUUAACCAGCGGUGAACCUCUCAGACUGACAUGGACACUUCCAAGCGGGGUGGUCCUUAACAGGCCGCAGAGAGCUGGACGGUAUGCCGUUCUGCCAAACGGGACGCUCGCCAUCCAGCAAGUAUCCGUCUACGACCGGGGGUCUUAUAUUUGUCGGACUGUGAAUGAAUACGGCAGUUCCAUGCUUUCUGUGUCCGUUAUCGUGAUUGCAUACCCACCUCGAAUCACGAACGGCCCUCCCUCUGUGACGUACGCCAAACGAGGAGUCGCUGUUCAGUUGAACUGUGCAGCAACUGGGAUUCCGCGAGCAGACGUAGCAUGGGAAACACCUGAUAAAACUCGCCUGGCUGUGAGUUCACAGCCAAGACUUUUUGGAAAUAAAUACCUCCAUCCACAAGGUUCGCUUAUCAUCCAGAACCCUACUCUAAGAGAUGCCGGCGUCUAUCGAUGCACAGCCAGGAACGCCAUCGGCACAGACUCUAAAGCAACGUUUCUGAACGUGUUCUGAUCUGUUUCCAUACUGUAAUGCCCAAGAAACUGCCUACUUAAACCCAGGUGAUGUUUUUAAUUACCCAAAUGUUGUAAAAACUGCUGUUACAAUGCUUAAACAAGUUGAAUUCAACCAGCAGUGGUGAUAGUGUGUCCUGCAUAGAGGCAAAAAGUGCCAGAUCUUGUGUCCCAUUGCUCACCAUUUCAAACAUUUUGUUUUCAUAAUUCAAUCUUGGGAAUUUGGCCUGCUGGAUAAUUUCAGUAGUGGUUUAUGCCAGGGAUGCGCUUUCGACCCCCAUCCUUACCAGGAAAUGACCUCUUGUUAAGCCCAGCCCUCAAUAGGUACACCCUUUUUCAGGAUCCACUUUCAUUGAUUUGUGUUGCUAGGUUGGAAUUCAAAAUUCAAGGCAAAUUAGGCCCAAAAUCAGGCAAACUUAAGGUGUUUAUAGAUGCAUUUUGUUCCACAUCGUCUAGGGAAAAUUAAGCCAAAUUUGUAUGCUUCCAUUCCCCACAAUUUUGGUGCUCUAUAAAUAAACCUAUCAAGUGCCUUUUUUGCCAACAUUCCUUGCAAAUUGUCAGUAGUUUCUAGAAUUUGUUCACAAAUACUGCCAACAACCAGAGAACAUUAUCUCCCUGGAGGAGCUGACACAACAUUACGAAGCUGGUGAACAGAGCAAAUGGUUCAAAUCUAAAAUGCAAGUAUAAAAAGUAUGUCUAAACAACAGGAGUAACAGCUGACAAAAUAUCAGAGUUUUUGUCUUAAAAACCCAACCUUUAUUGAUCCUUUAGCUGAUCAGGUAUUAAUCAUUGUGCAAAGAUUCUCUGUAGCAUUGUCACUAAACAUGCAGAAGUUGCUUUGGUAAUGUUCUGACAGUGGCAGAUUAUGUCAAGCUGUAAAGAAUGCAUAACAUGUAAAUACUGCUAACUUAAAUACAUUGCAAAGAUGUUUUUCUACCCAAAACUUCAGCUGUCAUUCUUGUGCUGUUUAUUAACUCAAGAUCUUAAAGGUAUGCUAGAAAAACUGGGCCUUAUUUUGCAUAGUUUUUGGUCUUAUGACUAACUAUUUUCAUAAUUUGUAAAUUAUACCCGCUGGAAGUUAUCUUCUCAAAGCCACCAGACUCAACAGCAAAACAUAACUAUUACAACUUUGGCUUUUUUCUAUGAUUAACUAUGAAUUUUGGCGCACUCAAAUUUGGCAGUCAAUACCAUCCCUGCCCAUGCAAUUUGACCCCUUAAGGCCUUUUGGAUCUAACUGGGAAUUAGCUUGGUGUGGUGAGUCGAUGAAGACUGGUGUGUUGCUGCAAUGUUUUACCUUGUUUUUGCACAACUUGCACGACUCAUAUCCAACUCCUGACAUUCAGGAAGCCUCAAAUACUCCAGUGUCUUUGCUUUCAGUCUUGCUGACAGUAGACUCCACCACUGCCCAGGUUCAACCUAGCAAGUACAGCCUGUUUUCUGCCACUGUAAACCAGCCAUGCUGGCCCUAAAACCAGCCCAGCCCACCUGGAAGUCUCCUAGUUCUCCAGAUUAGUCACUCCGGGCCUUUUACCAAUCUGGGUGCCAUCUCUACCUUGUUUUGGCUGAGUGAGGUGUGCGCUGCAUCAUGCAGUUUUACAACUGCUGCCAUCUGCUGGCUUUUUUGUUAACUGCCCCAUAGGGGAUGUUAAUGUUAAAACUGCUGAGACAGCAUUUAAAGCCAUAUCAAUUCUGUAAAAUCUGUAUUGAUACACCUAUCAACACCGUGGAUAUAAGGAUUUAUUUCUGUAUUGAUUUUUUUUUUUCAGUGGCAGUUUUGCAACUGUCAUGAGUACUGAAUUACAUUUCUUGUCCAAACUGCCCCAUUUUUCCAUUAAGAAUAGGAGUUAUGAUUGAAAAAUUUAAGAAAUGUGAAUCAUGGUUUGUCAUUGAGGUGGUCUGGUUGGGUCCUAACACUAAAGUUGAGAAUCACCCUAGGAGCAUGUGCAUUCAUAUGUGGGAACUCUAACUCAGUGGAUAACUUCACUCAUGGUGCAAAUAUGUCUCACAUCAAAAAAAACAGCAAUGAAUGAGAAACAUGAGCAAAAAAAACCCCAAACACAUCUAAAACCAUCAAAGCACUCUGCCCAAAGGCAUGAUGGGUAGUUUGAGUGCACCCUUAGACCCAAAACCAUGUAAAAACAUGGCCCAGGUUUAAAAAUGAUUGUGUUUCAUUAACUGUGAGGAGCGUGAACAUCCUGUUCAUCUGCUUCUGAAAAACGCUGAUCCUGUUUUUUAUGCUUUACCUUGUAAAUUAUUUGUCUUUGACAGACUGUGAUGCAAAAAAACAUAUUUUAAUAAAAGAUUUUUACCCUUUUUUACCAA